GAGGAAUGGGUAAUAGCACAAGUCUGUGAAAACAGAAAUUGAAUCCCAACCAAUAAUACUAAUUAUGAUUUAAAGUGUUAAACACAAAUAAUUAAAUACAUAUGUUAACGAUUUAUUUUAUAUCUACUGGCAUAAGCAUUACUAAUGUCAAUAAUUUGCAGACAAUACACAUGUUGGAACAGCGGAGCAGUAUUUUGGAAAGUCAACAAAAACAAAAAAGCAGGGUGUGUAUACUUGAAAAAUUGUUAAAUAUGUGGGUGUGAAAUGACAGUGGCAAUGUUUUAUGUGUCGGAUAUGCAAGUUAUAGGAUGAUUAGUUCAGAAGAUGGGAACUCUGGCUAACUUUCUUGUUGCAUUGUUUUUUGUCAACUUAUUUAUAAUACAUAUAGACUGUAAUUGUGACUGUAUAGGAUUCAAGUCUGACUGUGUAAAUGAAAAUUGUACAUGCCCAAAAAAUUACAGCUUUCAUGGAAAUGGCAGAGAUUGUCAACAAGACUCUUGUAAUAUAACAGAUUGUUUGGAAUGUGAAACAGCCACAUUGUGUUUAAAAUGUGUACACUAUUUAGCGGAGGGAAGAGGUCGAUGUUUGACAGAAUGUCUUUCUCAUACAACAUUUGAUGACAAUGAUAAUGGACCUAUCUGUAUACCAGAUAUUCAGGGUUGUACAACUAUAAAAAUGGAUGAUGAUGAUGAUGGUUUAAGCACUGAUGUGGUUAUAGGUAUAAUAGCUGGGGUGUCAGCUGCCCUGUUACUGUGUAUUAUUGUACUGAUAAUUCUAUGUAUCUACUACAGAAAAACAAGAAGGAAAGUAAAUCUAAAUCGGACAAAUUAUGCCGUGGGUAACAUGCAGGCUGGAAAUGUGAAAAAAGUCCCCAUGUACGAUAAUCAGGGCUUUGAUGUUGACAAUGAAGCAUCUCUGGUACACAAUGUGAUAGAUAGAGAUGUUUACUUGCGGGAGUUAGAAAGGUUACGACCUCAUGCUCAAACUUUACUUACUAUGCUCAAUGAAAUACGCCACAAACUCAGAGCAAUGGAUAACUCAGAUCCCAGAGUUUCUACAUAUAAAGGUGUAAUACAUCAACUGUGUAGGGUUCUGGUAUUGGUACAUAAGAAGGACCCUGGGGCUAGUAUACCGUCAGAUGCCUUAGGGCUGAUGGAGUGGGCACAUCAGAUGAUAGAAGAUAAACAGUUAGAUGUUGAACCUGCAGAGGAUUCCUUGGAGACUAAUCCAGUAAACAGAAUUUCUUACAUUGACGUCCCACCGAAAUCCUAUAGCAAUCCUUACGCCACCCCUGUUAUAAAGAAACCCAAUCCCUAUGCUACCCUCAAUAAGCGCAACUCACAGCUUAAUAUGUCUAAUUUAUCAAACACAAGCUAUUAUAGUAGCGUUCCAGUCCCUGUUGAUAUGGACAACUCCAACAACUCGCAACCCAAUCAUGUAUCUGUAUCUCAGAAUAACACGCUCAAAUCAACGUCAAAAGAAAACUUAAAACGACAGUAUGAAAUACCAUGGGAUUUAAAGAAAGUUAGUGAUAGCUAUUCAACUUUGAAUUGUUCUGGAUCAGAUUUGACGAUGGGAUAUUUUGCUAAUGGGAGAUUUUAUGAUCCGACUCCACGUCAGCAGAGUGUGAAGAAGGGAAGUCAGCCAGAGAUUUACGCUCCAGUUUGUUCUUACAGUGAUAGAAGUAAUCCGCCAGUGUUCUCAACAUUUGCAGGUGGUGUCCCUCGUAAUCAAUCCUUUUCCUCUCAAGCCUCAUCCUCCUCCAAUACUAGUGCACAUGGAGAGGAGGAGGAUGAAGAAGCUGUUGACAAUAAUAUACAAGAUGGUGAUGGAUUCCCAUUUCAUAUCACUGAUGCAACAGAACCUGUAGAAGUCUAGUUAUACCAGAAUCAUAUUUCUAUAUACACAAUUCCAUUAUAACAGCAUUUAUAUAUAACACAUGGUCUAGGUUCUUUUAUGUGGAUAUGUACUAUUUGUACACAUGUAGUUUCAAGAAUUUUCAGUUGAUUAAAUGAGAAUUGGGAAUGGAUACUAGACAGAAAGUACAAGGGUUUUCUCAUGAUGAUUAUGAUUAUCUUAUAUAAAGAAGCAUAUUUAUCACAUUUAUUAUUGCUUUUGUGACUUAGUUUAUACGGUAUUACACAGUUUUGAUGUGACAUCUUUUGUGUUAUACAAACAUAGCGUAAAGAUGCACUAAAUGUUAGCCUUAUACUAUAAGCUCAUCAGUGAAAAAGUGAUUUUUUUUCUGUAAACAGGUUUUAUCUUGGAUAUGUGAUAAACAGAAUAUCAUAUUCAUGUAACUUCAUUAUAAGAUUGAUGAACUCAUUGAAUAAUAUAAUAUUAUGCUUGUACAAUGUGGUGUUAAAAAAAUCAGUAUUGAAACUACAGAACUGUACACUCAUUCAAUAUUUUCUAUGUAUUAGUCAUGUGAAAAUUCCUCGGGGAGGGGGGUAUACAGUAUACAGUUUUAUGCUGUGUUUAUUAUAUUAAGAUGGAUUUCUGGAGCUUAAUCACUUCAUUGAAUCAAUUAUAUCCAUUACAAUAUUUCUCAAUAAAAAACAACAAGUUUAAAUUCCAUUUAAAGCGUUUUGUUAAAUUUUAUUUUUAGGUUUCAUAUUAGCUAUAUAAGAGAAUCAGUGCAAGGUUUUAUCUCACCUCAUGUUUUUAAUUAUCCUGAUCCUAUAUUGUCGAGCUUUUAAUUCUAGGUGCUAUGUUACAGUGCAUUUUGUAGAAUUUAAUGUCAUUUUACAUCAAUUCCUCAGGAAACCAGUGUUUUGGAAGUAGAAAUUUCUUAAAUUCUAUUCACCAAUGAUGGUUUAUCAGUAUUUUACUUAUUAUUUACUUUCAAAACUUAAUUUUCAUCAGCAUUUUAUUUUUUGCAUUUUAAUUCAAGUGUUUGUCAAGACUUUCCUUUUCUUGAAGUCACAUAGUUUUAAAAAAUUAAGGUAUACUUGUAUAAUUGAUAGAGCAAGUGUUUAGAUUGUUUAUUUCAGUUUAUGUUGGGUUUUUUUUUUGCAGUGGCUUUUGUGUGACAUAGAGUAGUUGGUUUUUAUUUGUUUGGGUCGUCAGACCAAACAAAUAAUGGUAGCUAAAUUUCAGAGUCUAAUGCUGUUAAUUGCAAAUGCCGAAAGUAGUCCACUUUUUUGAAGCGGUUACUUCCCUUUAUAUGUACACUAACGCCGAAAAAUUCAGGGGAGAUCACUGCGUAAAGAUGGUCAAAGACAGGCACAUUAAUUUUCAAGCAAAAUAAUUCCCAAAUGGUCGAAGAUUUCUAAUAUUGUUUUAUUGUAUUUUCUGAUCGAAAAUAAGUAAAUACAAAGCGGACAUUCAAUCUCUGAUACAGAAGUUUACGACAAACCUAACAACAAGUAGUUCUCAAAACAGCUUUAAACUAGCGAUUUAAAAGAAAGAAAUAUUUUUAUUUUGUUACAAGUAUCCAACAAAUUACAACGCAUUCAAAGUUUAAAAAUAGCGUUGGCUUAUAGAAUUGUCAAUAAAUGCACAAUCACAAAUUACGCGGAUAAAUAUGAUUUUAUCAAUGAAAAUACUAUUUUUAGGGAUGUCAAUUACCGAAUACUACACAAACCAAGUAGUGGAAUAUAUAGAUUCUACAUGUCGGACUGUUUGAGCGAGAAGAUUAUUGCUAAAUUAUUAACUUCAAUUUUAAACAACAGGUUUAUCCUGAACAAAAUACCUCGAAAUUAAUAAGGAUUACAAACCCGAAAUGCAAUGGAAGUUCUAAAUUUAGAAUGACUUGAUGUUAUUCAGACAUUGUUUGUAUAACUUCUCCGUGGUACAGGAGUAACGCGCUUGCUUAGUGAAUGAGAAGUCUGGAGGUCAAAUCCCAGUCGAGGAAACUUUUUUUUUUUAAUUCUUUUUUAAGUGUCUUUGUUAAGGAAGUAGCCAUGAUAUGCAAGGAUAAAGUGUGGCUGUCGUAAAAAAUGAACAUAAAUGAUUUUUUGAUCCAACUCUAGUUAUGCAGAAUUCCGUAUGUAUCAAACUCUGGUGCCUUGCAAAAUGAAUUAUAAUACAUAAAAAUAAACUUAAACAGGAAAAUACAUACAGAUAUACAGUACGAUUCAGAUUGCAAAGAUCAGAAAAUACCACAGAACUUGCAGCCCUUUGAUUCUUUAUAAAUAUACAUGCUUAUAGUAAGCUCCAGGAUUAUUUACAUCUGUGAUAAACAACAGUUUAAGUCGUUACAAGCCAUAAUUUAGAUCGAAUAAUAUGGUUUUCUUAAGGCCGUUCUCAUAUAAAUUCACCAUGGCUGAAGGGUUGUCGCGCGCGCUUAGGAAGCGAGAGGUCUGGAGUUCAAAUCCCAGUAAAGGCAACUCAUUUUUUUUUUCAAAUUGUAUAAGUCAAAUAAACAUUGGAUUGAAUAUCAGUGUUGCAAUUAGUCUUAUAGCCAAUUUACUACAAUUAAAACGCUGGAAAGCAUUGGUGGCACUAUACAUAUAAUCUCACAACCGGUACCUUUCUUACAUUCUGAGACCCAAACAAAUUCAGCGCCUUCUGUGCUUUGAUUAUUAGAGAGGACUUAGAAUUAUUUUAUAAACUUGUACUGGAUAGUUUUGAUGUUUUAAAUAUUCAAGUUUAUCAUUGGUUUUUCUACACUUCUGUUUGAUUAUUAUGAAUUUGUUUGUUAAAAGCAGUGCUUUUCUCAGUCUCGCAUAUCUUUAUUGAUAUUUUCUCCAUUUUGUGUCAAUAUAAAAACAUAGUUGUAAACUUUAACAUUGUCUAGGUUGAUCCAUGAUUGUUAUGAAAUAUGCUGGAUGUGCCUUAUUUAUAUCAUUCCUAUCAUUCCUAUUUAUACGCGGGCUGUUCAAAAAGUUAGUGGAAUUUCAUCAUAAUAAUGUAAACAGCUAACAAAUUCAAGUAAUACUUAUAAUAUUAUGUAAUUUGUAAAAUUCAACAUGUUUGUAAUUUUUUUUAAUUAUAAUGAAUUAUGUUGAUAAAUGAUAAAUUUAAAGUUAAUGAGGUAACAUUAGUAGACAUAAAUUGAUGCUGACAUUUAAGAUUCAUUUAAGAUGCCAUCACAUCUUAAAUAUUCUUGAUAGGUAGAGAAAGAAACAGUGUGAUUUUACAGUAAUACAACUUGGUAAAAUGAUAUUUCACGGCAAUGACAUUGCAACAUUAUUUUGUCUAUGUUUAAUUUAUGACAGUUUCUUUCUUCUAUUUUUUUUGUAAACUGCAGGUAUUUCAUGGCAUGUGCAUAAUUUAUGUAUGAUGCUGACUUUGACCAGAUUUGAAGUAAAAUAUUUGUAAAUAAAUAAUCUGUGACAAAAUUUCUCAAUCUUUUGGAACAGCCCUCAUGUGUAUAUAUUACCCCUUGACUUGCUGCAUUUUACACACACAUAUCAUGUGAUGUUAUAAUAAUAAUAUAAGAUUUUAUAUACAUCAUAUAUUUUAUAUUCUUGUUAAACAUUGGGAACAACAUAGAUUUCAUGAAGAUAUGAUGUUGAAAUAGUAAGUGCUGCCUUACAUGAUACAGAGAUGGAUGGCCUCUCUUUUUAUAAACAAAAUUUGUCACCUUAAUGCAGUAACAGGUUAAGUAAGUAACAACUUUAUUUAUUUAAUGAGGCUAACACAUUCAGUUUCCCGAUCUUCCAUGCGGGCCUCAGUAACUCCUAUUAAACUAUAUAAUAUAACAUAUAUUUUAUUCAACAGAAAAUUGAAUGCAUACAAUUUAUUGUCAUACAUUUCAAAUAUUUAAUGUGGUGUAAAGUGUUAUUAAUUACAGUAAGUUAGGUGAGAUGUUUUGUUUACAAGUAUAACAAGGUAAUGACCUAUCUAUCAGAAUUUGUAAAUAACGCAAGUAUAAUUAUGUUACUUUUAAGUUUAAGCUGACAAAAUAUUCCAUGGAAAUGCUUAAACAUGUUAAUCAAAAUAGAAAAAUAUUUGUUAAACAUUGAAUUAUCAACAUGUAUAUUAUAUAAGGAGUUAACCCGUUACUGCACCAAGGUGAUGAAAUAUAAAACAAACAGGAGCAGGAUAAAGUUUGAUAUUGAUGAUUGACUGCAAAACUGCAGUUACUUAUAUGAAAUAAAGGACUUACAACAGUUUUGCGUUCAACCCUCCAUAUAUACCUUUAAGUUCAUUUGUAUCAACAUUUAUCAUGGCUGCUGAAACUGUUUUCUAGAAUGUGUAUAUUGUAUGCUAUCUGAUUGUUAUUUAACACGACACUAAACUUACAAGAAAAAACAUUGAUAUACAAGAGUGCUUUUAAUUUGUUUGUUGAUUGAGUUAGUAUUUAUUUAUUAUGUAGAUUGACAUGUAAGUUUGUUUUAUAUAUGUGAUCUUACCCUGAUAUUUACAGUGUUUUAACCCGGACUGUGCUAAAUAUCUUAAAUGGGCUUGUCCAUGUUUCAUUCUGGACAAAACCAUUUAUCAUUUUUAGGGGGAAAGUACUGACUGAAUAGCGAACAGUGCCAUCCAUUGAUCUGAUGGCACAGAUGUGCUGGCUGAAAUCUUGGUCUGUACUGUUCGCAUGGUCCAUUACUGCAAGAAGGCUGGCUACUCCUCAUAUAUUUGUUUGUACACAACAUGUACAUUAGAAAAUAUUGAUUGAUUUUUUUACUCAUUUUCAUUUUAUGUUUGUUUUCUUUAAAGACUCAGUGUUGCAGAAACAACAAAAUAUGGUCAUUUAGAAAGGGCAAUCAUGUGCUUUUAUUAUAGCCUUUAGAGCAUGUUACAUGUUUAUCACCAGCCACUAAAAAAUAAAAAGCUUUAAAGAAGAAGAUGCAUUACUUUGGCAAAACGGAUCUUUAACAUAACUUAAAAGUAAAAUUUACGAUAAUAUAAAAUAUUUUUCUUUGUGCCAUUGUGUUGAUUUGAUAAAAUUUAUUUGUGUAUGUUUAGUAAACGGGGAAAUAUUUAUGUCACAAGCUAUUUGAAUUUCUACUUGCUAAUACAUGUACCUAUCUCUGCUUAAUUUGUGUGAUGAACAUGUUUUAAUUUGGAACUCCUUAUGCUAUUUUUUUAUAAGAGGAGUUAAAUAAUGAACUUCUGAAAUUCAGCAGAAAACUAUGUUAUCAUAUGUGGUAUUACGUUUCACUAUAGCUGCAGUGAUUUAAAUGUGGUUGUUUUUAUGUGUGCUUAUGUAGAUCUAUCUGUCUCAUUUUUAGUUGUUUUAACUGAUUUUUUUGUUUGAUUUUUUAUUAAUAAUUAUGCAGAAGUAAAUUGAAGCAUUAAAAUACUUGUUUAUUUUUUUAAGUGUUUGUAGGUUGUAAAAGAUAAGAUUCUGUAAACUUAGUUCCUUAUAUUAUAAAAAAGUUUAUUACAGACAUUACUUUUAACUAACAUGAUAUUACAAUGACCACCAUGUUGAUUGCCAUGUAUAUUGGUAAACAGCUGAAACUAGGACAAUAAAUUAACAAAGUCAUCGUCAGAUACCCACAGUUGAUUUACAUAUAACAUAACAUGUAAUCAAUAUAAAUAAUAAAUGUUAAUGGUUCUGCCGUAGGUAUCUUACGAUAUAACAAAGUAUAUUUGCCACGAGGUGUUGUUGGAGAUGUAUUCAGAUGAAGAAACUUUAUAAAAGUUGCCAAAAUAUAUUCACAAAUAAAGAUGACAUGUUUUAUUCAUUAGUGAGUCAGCAACUAAAGUAUAAUUGUUGCUUAAACUAGAUCAACUUCCAUGGCUUAUAACAAAAUCUAUUUUAUCCUGCUACUGUCUAUAUCAUCAGCUGGAUAAAGCCUUGCCGGAUAAACUUUUCUUGCAUAUCAAACAGGAUUAUCUACCGUUUACACCGGUGCUAGAAAACUCUAUCUUACACCCCCCAUGUAAGACAAGUCGUGUGCUUUAAGUGACGUCAUUGACGCGCGCCUUUUAUGAAUGAAUUGCGUUCUAAGGAUGACGUGACUUAACCGUUAUGAAUGAAGUUGUAAGUUCAUACGCUACUAUGAGAAAAAAGUGCGUUAUGAGAAUAUCUGUUUUCGUAAUUUCUGUUCUGAAAAUAAUUGAUAUGUAAUAUGCAAAAAAAGAAGCAAACACCGGCUGUCGGUGCAGACGGGAAUAUCUAGCUCUCGGGUAACUGUUUAGCGGAAACUCGGCAGAGCUUUGUUACCGCCAUGAACAGUUGCCCUCGAGCUAGAUAUUCCGGUCUGUACCGGCAGCCAGUGUAAGAUUUUUAUAAUCUAUCUCCAGUCAUUACGUCAUAUGAUGACGUCACAUGGUUAGCAGCAAAACAAAGCUACAUAUUUAGUAGGAGCAGUAGUCCAGUGGUAAGACGCGCGCUUAGGGAUCGAGAGGUCCCGGGUUCGAACCCCACCAGGGGCACUGCUAAUUUCCUUGAGCAAGAAAUUUACCUGCGAUUGCUUCACUUCACCCAGGUGUAAAUGGGUACCUGCGAGGGUGGUAUAAUUCCGUUGCGCCAAAAUGUCGGCUGCACUAAGCGGAGUUAAAAGACUCCCCAGGGAGAUUGAUAGAUAGAUACCAGUAGCCCGAUGACCAGGGGUAAUAGCUGUAAAGUCGGUGAACGUGCGUAAGCAUGAAACUUAGACUAUAAAAUGCAUUUUUUUUUACUUUUACAAUUACUUUACAUAUAGAUGCUAUUUUAUCGGGGAAAAAGAAGAAUGAAACCAUUUAAUUAUUCUAAAACAUGAUUAAAAGCAGGAUAAAUCAAAUACAUGGUUGAUGUCGGGAUGGAGAAGGUUUAUCCUGCUCGCUAAAGCUCGCCAAGAUGCACUUUCUUGCUCACCGAAUAAACCUUCUCCAUCCCAACAUCAACCAUGUAUUUUCUAUUUUAUUACUAUUACAUCAUUUAAACGAUGUAACAAUAAAUUAAAAUAAAAGCUACUUAUUUGAAACUGUACACUAAGAAAAGUGAUGAAUUUUUGCAUUUCACUGAAUGUAUAACUACUAUAGUUUUCUAACAUGUAUAAGAGCACCAGAUUAUUAUGUAUAUUACAUGUAGGUUUUGAUGGUUGAAUGGUAUUAUCUCGAGAAAUAACAGAAGUGUUUAUGUUAACCCCCAAUUCUGUUACAGGGCUCUUACCUUAAUAGUUUAGAAUAUACACAUGUAGUUAUUAUUUUUUCUUGACCUUUGGUUUUGUUUGAUACCUAUUCUAAAAUGUUUAUAAUUUGUUUGCUAGAUUUAACAAAAUAUAGUUUAUCUAUGAGUGUCUAUGAUUCAUGUAUGUUCUAAUGUGUGUCUUUAACUUUAUCAUUUUAAUGAAGCUGUACUAUAAAAUUCUGUGUUCAAUUUUUUACUGAAAUGUCUUUAAAAAAAAGAAAAAAAAAGUAGAUAGAUAAAAAUUAAAGAUGUUGCAUUUAUUAUAAACUCAUAAGUAACAGGACCAAUAAUUAUGUUGAGAUAAUGGUUUCAGUACAUGUGUACAAUGGCUAUGAUGGAAUCAAAUAUGUUGUGUGUCAAAGUGAAGCUUACAUUAUCAUUCUAUUUUCAUUUCAUACAUAUUUUCUUAUGUGUAUAGCAAAUAAAAAGCAGUUCAGCAUUGUAAAAACAACAUUUUAUUGUUUGUGUCUUUUAAACUACUGCAUCUUAACAUCAAACAUAAAUAGAUUUUAGCAUAAAAUAAGACAAAGUUUUUAAUCAAACAUUUUUGAUCCUGAACAACGCAUAACUUUCACUUACAGUUUCAUUAUUUUUCAUUUUUGGAAAUUUGUAGCUAUUAAUGAAAUAUAUCAUGUUCUUGUUUUAAUCAUACAUAAUGAAAGAUUUUCAUAUGUGGACAUCAUCAUCAAGGUUUUAGGCUAUAUUUGAUGUAUAUUUUUUCACCUUUUACUAUACAUAUAUAUAUUUUACCACAUCCUAAAAAUUGCAAUCAAAAUCUGGUCUUCUAUUUUAGACUCAACUCUUUAUAAAUAAAGUAUCUGUUAUAAAUGUAA
Molecule: messenger RNA, 9846 nt
Organism: Ruditapes philippinarum (Manila clam)
Lineage: Eukaryota; Metazoa; Mollusca; Bivalvia; Venerida; Veneridae
Exons: 11
Coding region: 325-1878 (517 amino acids)
Source: RefSeq, a predicted model, not a curated record